ACUUAAAAUGACAAAUAGGAAAGUGAUGGUCAGGGACCAUCAAUGCAAAUCUUAAACCUCCCUCUCUCAAUGCAAAGCUCCUUCGAAUCCGUUUCUAGGUGUUCAAUCAAGUCUUGUUGAGAUUUCGGAUCCUCUUAUUCGUCUACAAAGCUGGUUAAAACACAACCCAUAUACUAAAGCAUAUCCAACAGUUGAAGAUAAGUAAACCGGCAACCACCUUCUAAACAAGACCACCGAAAAACCGAAGAAAGGAGAAAUGUAAGGCUUUGAAGAAGGAGAAGCGGAAGCAAAUCAGAAAAGAAUUAGCAGAGAAAGCAAGUGCAGAUGAGGAAGCUCUAUCCAAUCAUCCGGAAGAGCUACGCAGCUAUGCAGGAUUCAAUUGGAGGAAAAAAAAAGAAAGAGGAUCUAGAGGCUGAUAGGCUACUGUUUGAGUACAAAGAAAUGACCAUCUUCUACAACACCAGCUUCUUAAUAAUAAUAACAAUGCUGCUGUUACAGAUUUCAAGGGUUGUAAUGGGUGGACCCAGAUGGAAGGGGAAAGGGGCAGAAAUGGAAGCACUUAGAAAUCCUAUUUCGAAGUCGAUUUUAGAUCUUAAAUCUUCUCUAAUUAAAUCCGAUUCCAAAGGAAUACUUUCGGGCUGUAGUGUUCGUCUUGCUUGUAAUCCGGAACAAACCAACCUUCUGAACCAAACCUGUUUUGGUCGACCAGAAACGACAGUCGAUGAAGAUCAGUGGUUUCAGUUUACUUUAGAGGAAGCCUUUUAUCUUUACUUUUGUUUAAAAUGUAUAAAGAUAGAAGAGGGCGAUGGUAGUGUAAAAAACGAUAAUGAACUAUGGGAGUACAUGACUUCCAAAAAAAUAGCUUUCCCGGAUCUUUUUAAGGCUUAUUCUCAUCUACGGGACAAGAAUUGGGUGGUGAGGUCUGGGUGUCAAUUUGGUGUUGAUUUUGUUGCAUACCGUCACCAUCCUUCAUGCGUUCAUUCUGAAUUCGCCGUACUGGUUUUUUCUGAUGGGAAGGGGGGUGGUAAUGAUCGGUUGAGAGUUUGGACUGAUUUUCAAAGCAUGCUUCGGCUUUGUGGUGGUGUUGCAAAGACGUUGCUGAUUCUUCAUGUGAACCGAAAUGGUGAAAAGAUGACUGCUUCUUCACCUUCUUGUUUGGAUGGAUAUAGUGUAGAAGAGCGAACGAUCACAAGAUGGAGUGCAGAACUCUGUAGGGAGGAUCAAGGAUUUGGUUUGAAGUAAGCUGCAUUCAAUCUUCCUUCUUGUAAUAGGUUGUAAUUUGUUGACUACAUGUUCAUUAUAGAAGCUGGUUUUUUUAAUCGAAGGAAUUUCUUUUUUAUUUAUUUA
Messenger RNA from Erigeron canadensis, 1347 nucleotides. RefSeq names its product tRNA-splicing endonuclease subunit Sen2-1-like. Gene Ontology annotation, biological process: tRNA-type intron splice site recognition and cleavage; tRNA splicing, via endonucleolytic cleavage and ligation. Gene Ontology annotation, molecular function: nucleic acid binding; tRNA-intron lyase activity. The transcript has 3 exons. Gene Ontology annotation, cellular component: tRNA-intron endonuclease complex. NCBI's taxonomy places the organism in Eukaryota, Viridiplantae, Streptophyta, Magnoliopsida, Asterales, Asteraceae. The coding region runs from base 325 to 1242 and encodes 305 amino acids. The record is from RefSeq and is a predicted model, not a curated record.